Molecule: messenger RNA, 1871 nt
Organism: Leptidea sinapis
Lineage: Eukaryota; Metazoa; Arthropoda; Insecta; Lepidoptera; Pieridae
Product: zinc finger protein 770-like
Exons: 7
Coding region: 244-1365 (373 amino acids)
Cellular component (GO): nucleus
Molecular function (GO): zinc ion binding
Source: RefSeq, a predicted model, not a curated record
UCUCAGAAAAAUAUAAAGAAGUCAUUAAAAUUGACAGAGUGUAAAUAAACCAGAAGAUUAGAAACGGAUAAAACCAUCUCAGAAGCCGAGGAAGAUGUGGCUAAAUGAACAUUUAGAAAAGAUAUUUAGUAAUUUCUUUUCAUGUGUUUUCAGCAUUCCAAGCAGUAGGUGAUAGAGUAGGAAUCAAGCGGUAUAUUGGAAGAAACUAAGGCCUCAAUUUGAUGUGUUUCUUUGCGAAAUUCCAUGAGUUCGAUCAAUCAACUGUCGAUAGCUCAUGGCUCGGGCGACUUUGGGGCGGUGGCUUGCUGCAGAUUAUGUGGGGGCAAUGCCAGCCUGCGGUUCUUCAGCGACACUUACCGGAGCGAAGGUGUCGAGGAAAGAUAUGACCAGCUACUUUAUGACUCCUUUGGGAUUCGAGUGACUCCCAAUGACUGCAUGAUUUGUGAGCGAUGCGCUCGUCAGCUUCGCCAGAUGCAAAGAUUUCGGGCGCUCGUUCUAGCCGCCUUCGCAAAGCCGCCAAGUGAAUACUCAACACAACAUUCUCAGACCAAUGAUAGUCUCAAAGUCAAAAUGAUUAGACGUACCAAGAAGACGGCAUCGAUAGAGCUCUAUAAAAAGAGCAGUAAAGAAUCUUCUAGAGUAGUUCUAUUGAGAAGAUCGUUUAAGAAUUCCGGAGAGAGCUUUUUGAAGAGAUCAAAUAAAUCCAGCUUAGAUUUAUUUAAAAAAGGCAAAAAGUUAUCCGGACCAGACCUUUCGAAGCAGAUUAAGACGAAAACAGGAGCUGAGCUUUCGAAGAAAAGCACCAAGACGUUGAUUAGAAAGAACGGAAAAAAAUCACUUACGAAGACCAAUGCUCCGCUCAAGAGAAUUAAUAUAUCGUGCUCGGUUUGUCAACAAAAGUUUCCCAUGCUGAUUCCAUCCGAAGGCUCCAAGAACUUUGUUUGUUCCCGUUGUAAGAAGAAUAGCGGAUCAUAUAUGAAAGCCACAAGGAGCUAUAAUAGACCCGUGCCUCAUAAGAGAACGAAGGAUCAUCUCGAUGUCAACUCCAGAUCUGAUGUCAGACAGGAGAAUAGACUGCAAAACCCCAAACUUCCGAAACGUGCCUCACAAACAACACAGAUCGAAUCCGGUUCCGCGUUAGCACAGACUAAUAAUACACGCUGUGUCAAGAAGACUAUAUCGCAGCGUGUCAACAAUAAUAAUUAUCUGUGUGUUAUUUGCGAAACUGAUAUGGAAUCUCGAAUAGGCCUUGAUAAACAUCUGCGGGGUCAUAUGGGCCAGCCGAUCUAUCAAUGCGAUGUAUGUGGCAGACAUUUUAAGCUAAUACGUAACUUCCAAGCUCAUUACCUGACACAUGAAAAGUGAUGGAUAGCUUUCCAGUAUUUCUUUUGAAUCCUUCAUUAAAUUUGUCCAGAAAAUUCCGACGAUAUUUGUCUUUAAAUUGAAAUGAAGUAAAUCCUCUUUGCGGGUAAAUCUUACAAGGGACAAUAAACUAGAGCUUUUGAGACAAAUUUAAAAGGAUUAACUGUCGAGGUGGUGACCAAUAAAAUCUGCUUAUUUCAUAAAGGGAAACCUAAACUAUUUUUUAUCAGUGAUAUAAUUAUAUAAUAUAUUUUACCACAUUGACGUUUAAUCUUUGACUAAUGGCACAGAUUAAAAAUAUUUUAGUAAUCUGUUACCAGUUGUCAAACGUCAGAAAGUGAUUGAAAUUGAUUAUAUAAAAUUUUUUCAACAUUGCUGCGGGAAUAAAUAAAAUUUAGGACAGAGAAGAGAAGAAAAUACGUUUUACAUUGUUUUGUGAUUUCUUUUUAAGGUUUUGUUUUAUUUUAUUGUCUAAGUGUGUGCCGUGUAUUGUGUUGUAUUAGCUCGUC